Molecule: messenger RNA, 1344 nt
Organism: Ostrinia furnacalis (Asian corn borer)
Lineage: Eukaryota; Metazoa; Arthropoda; Insecta; Lepidoptera; Crambidae
Exons: 1
Coding region: 1-1344 (447 amino acids)
Source: RefSeq, a predicted model, not a curated record
AUGGAAGGCUACAUGAACCAAACUGACACCAACUUAGCCAAGAUCGAAUCAACUAUGGAAGCCAUGAUGGCCACUAGUUACUUCAACUCAGCGUCACUGACGGCAUAUUUACUCAUUAAAAAUAUGCGAGUUAUGCAAGACAUGCUAUUCGACACGCUCACAGACGUCUAUAAAGGACAUAUGGACGUGCACUUACUUACUCCAGUAAACCUGAUUGACCAACUUAAUGACAUUUCUGGAAAAUUGCCGAAAUCAUUAACCUUACCUGUGGAAAACAUAAGAGAAGACAUCAAAACAGUCUACAAACUACUGUACGCAAAAGCAAGAGUUACUUCAGAUUACUUUUUGUUUGAAGUUCACAUUCCACUCACUUCAGACGAAGAUUUCCUCAUCUACAAGAUGAUUCCACUGCCUGUCAAGACUGAAAAUGGUACAACAAUUAUAAACUUGCAAUCUCAAUACAUUGCUGUCAACUUCCACAAGAACACCUACAUAUCUGUUACAGAAACUGAUUUGAAGUUUUGUACUCAAGUCAAAACAGAUAAUUACUUAUGUUAUAAAAAUGUGCCUAUUUUCAACUUGCAUAACUACAAUGCUCCGUGCGAGGCUAAGUUAUUGAGUCACAGCUCGGGGACAACUUGUGACGUCAGGCCAGCGUCGUGCAAUGACGCCUGGAUCGAAUUACACGAACCGAACAGCUGGCUGGCCGUUUGCUGCGAGGCUUGCACUUUGCGCACGGUUUGCAACUUUGACGUGACGUCGCACUCUAUGACGUCAUCUGGAAUAGUAAACCUAGCGCAAGGAUGUGUACUACAAUCCAAGGACUUCACUAUUCACUCGCACAAUGAAUACAACAGCAAAAUUAUUAACAUCGACCACUACUCCGAAAUCCCAACUCUCAACUCUACGGCAAACAACAUUAUCCAAUUAACUCGCCAUAAUGUGUCAUGGAAAGUACUCCGAGAAACACAUGAUACUGAACUUCAAGAAAUUGACGAGCGACUACAUUCCCUGCACGAAAACGAAGUUUUACCCACAACCAUUUCGAAUCACGACAUUCAUCAAUACACCAUAUGCUAUGCACUCCUCAGUGCAGCAAUAAUUGGAAUGAGUGUAUGGAUUACCAGAAAACUUGUCAACUAUUACCGUAUCAAGCACAACGGCAUAACAACUCAUACAAAUGAAGCAUUUGAACUGGAAGAAAUGAAGACACACUACGGGGUGGGUCAAGAACACACAGCCCCAGCCCAGCCGCCGGCGCCGCGCCCCCGCGAGUCCCGGCCUCCAACGCCUGCUACUGCGGCACCAAAGAAGAACCACGUUACUUUUAGUUUUGACGAUUAG